This is a messenger RNA of Planococcus citri (citrus mealybug), 2059 nucleotides long. RefSeq names its product luc7-like protein 3. Gene Ontology annotation, molecular function: mRNA binding. Gene Ontology annotation, biological process: mRNA splice site recognition. The record is from RefSeq and is a predicted model, not a curated record. Bases 237 to 1424 code for a protein of 395 amino acids. The transcript has 6 exons. Gene Ontology annotation, cellular component: U1 snRNP; U2-type prespliceosome. Lineage: Eukaryota; Metazoa; Arthropoda; Insecta; Hemiptera; Pseudococcidae.
UGCGCAUUGCGAGCCAAAUUCUCAAAAGCUCAAAUUGAAAUUCCAUUCCUUGGUAACGAAAAUAUCAAACUUUAAGCUUGAAGUGGUUGUUAAUCAGUCAAUUGUUCGCGUGUAAAAUUAAUCGAGCGAAUUUCUAGUUUGUCAAUUGUUCUUCUACCGGUGUUUUAUACGUUUGUGUAUUUUUAAAUAAUCAAUUUUAUUCAUGUUUCGUAUCCGAUAAACACUUCUUGCUUAAAAUGGCGGUAGCUGCAGCGGCCGCUUUACUUGAUGAGCUUAUGGGCCGAAGUCGAAACGAUGGUAGUGCUGUGAAGAAGAAAAAAGUGAAAUGGGAAGACCCAGAGUAUUGUCAAUACUACAUGGUCAAAUUCUGCCCUCACGAUUUAUUCGUAAAUACUAAAGCGGAUCUAGGACCAUGUACGAAACUGCACUGCGAAGAAGCUAAAGGUCAAUUCAGCGAAGCCGAAGAUACCUUCAUGAAAUUACAAUACGAAGAAGAUUUUGUACGUUUUGCGCAAGGUAUGCUCAACGAAGUUGAACGAAAAAUCAUUAAAGGUGAACAACGGCUUGCUCUCAUGGGCAAAUCGGAGCCUCCGCCGCAACUAUCGAGCGCGCAAACGCAAAAAAAUGAAGAACAGAUCACCCUAUUGAGCGAAAAAAUCAACAAUUUAGUCAGCGAAGCUGAACAAAUGGGUAUCCAAGGAAACGUCGAACAAGCCCAAGGGUUGAUGAAGUUAUGCGAUAAACUGAAAGAAGAACGAGAGACUUUGGUACGUCAGAAUGAAAACAGCCAUUGGUCGGCUACCGUCGAGUUGGCUGUCGCUCAAGAAAAACAAAUGGAAGUUUGUAAAGUAUGCGGAGCGUUUUUAAUCGUCGGCGAUGCACAGUCUCGUAUCGAUGACCAUUUAAUGGGUAAACAGCAUACUGGAUAUGGACGUUUGAAAAACGCUGUCGACGAAAUAACGAAAAAACAUGAAAAUAUUAAACAAGAUCGACUGCGAAAACGUGAAGAAGAACGAAACAAAAGAUUCGGUGAUAGAGACGAUAAAAGACGAGACAAUGAUCGAAGUCGACGAAUAAAUAGAUCUAGAAGUCGAGAAAGAGACCGAACCCGAGAACGCGAUCAUGAUCGAAGACCAGACAGAGAUCGCGAACGAGACAGAGAUAAAAAGAAUCGUAGUCAACGAGAUGACACCAGAAGUAAAUCUAAAGAAAAGAAGGAUCGUGAUAGAUCGAAGGACCGCGACAGGUCGAAGGAUCGUGAUAAAUCGAAAGAGCAUAUUAGAAAAGACAACAGCAGCCACGGACGUAGUAGUGAAACUCGUGUCAGAGAUGAUCGAGAUAAAUAUAAAGAUAAACAUCGAAAUGACGAUGAUCGUAAAUUGAAUGGAAGACACCGUGAUAAAGACAGACCCCGAAGAGACUAAAACUAAACUAUGGUACGUUCAGUUACCUUUUUUUUAUAUUAAAAAAAAACAUUUCGUUCAAGUUUUGCCAUGUUUUUUUUUUAAAAAAGCAAUACAUUUACGUGUGUGUAUUCUAAUUAGGACUUUUUUUGAAUUUUUUAUUGUACGGUAUGUUAAGAUUGUACGUAUCUUUUCACAAAGGUGUUAUAGUUGUUAAUUUGAUAUUAGAAAAUAUCGAAAGCUUCGUUAAUGUUGUACAAUUUCGCGUGAUGUAUUCUGAUUCUGAAUUUCAUUCAACCGACACGUUCCUCUUGUUUUCCGAUUGUAUUUUUCUUGUAGAGCAAUUUAAGUAUAAAUGAAGAAGCUCAUCGAAGACGUAUUGUUUUAUUUUCGAACGCAGGUUUUUUUGUACAUCUUUUUUGAAGGAUUUUAUGACUUGGGAAUAGUAUGUUAAUUUGUUUUAAUGCUGGGUUUUCUAUUGUAGUGAUUUUCGGAAGUUUUUUUUUUAUUGAUUUAUUUGAUUGGAAUUUUUUUUGAUUUCUUGUUUAGAAAAAUUUGCAAUGUUGAACCGUAAUAAUAAUGAUAUUAAAGUAUUUAUAGAGGUUUGUUCUGUUUUACAUCGACUGUAUUAUAUUUUCAUAAAAUGUUUGCCAUUA